ACAUAAGAGUGGAUCCAGUGACAACUAGUUCAGUUCGAGUUCUGCUUGAAACGCGACAGUGGUUUUUAAAGAGGUUAGUUUCAGUGUUUUAGUUUCUGUAAAGACCUCAUUUUUGUUGUUUUUAAAAACAAAAUGAAGGUUGAGGACAUUAUUCCCCUACUGGGGAAUUUCGGCCGUUACCAGUUAUUCGUGGUUUUAUACACUGGAGUGCUAAGUAUUGUCGGAUGUAUGGUGAGUUUUGGCAAUGUGUUCUUCGCAGCCGAAACGGAUCAUUGGUGCCAAGUUCUGCCAAAGGAAAAUUGCUCCAGCUGGGCGGAGUUUCAAGACAACUGCACGGACGUGAAAAAGUCCAUCCUCCUGCCUCCUCCAGAGAACGAGAACAGCAAGUAUCCUUACUCCACUUGCCAGCAGUGGGACCUGCCACCUGGGUACGAGUUCGAUCCAUACGAGCCACUCAGCGAAGUCGACAAUCAUACUUACAAGGUGCCGUGCCAAGAUGGAUGGCAAUACGACACAUCGCAGUACAAGACCACGACCAUCUCAGAUUUCGACCUGGUGUGUGACAAGAGAAGUCUGCCCAGCCUUGCUCAGUCCAUUUACUUCGCGGGAUUUUUGGUGGGAUCUUUCGUCUGCGGCUCUCUUUCUGACUGGAUUGGUCGCAAGAAAACCGUUUUCGUUGGUGUGCUGUUUUUCGCCGUUGGCUCAAUCGUCACGACAUUCUCCGUGAACAUCUACAUGUACAUGGCUUUCCGUUUCAUCGCUGGCUUCGGCAACAUUGGCUCUUACAUCCCACUGUUUGUACUUCAGUUGGAGUUCGUCGGGAAGUCAUGGCGUACACCCGUUGCAAUGUCUUCGGGUAUAUUCUUUGCGUUUGGAUAUUUCGUGCUUGCAGUGGCUGCGAUGUACGUCAGCGAGUGGAGGACCCUCUCCUUGAUCGUCUCACUCCCCACGCUGCUUUUCUUCAUCCCGAUUUUAUUCAUGCAGGAGUCUGUAAGCUGGUUGAUUUCUAAGGGAAGAAUCGAAGAAGCUGAGGCGGUCAUCAGAAGAGUGGCCAAGAUUAACAAGAAGACGCUGCCAGACGUCUUAUUGAAUAAAGACGACAUUGAGCAAGAAACGGAAUCGAAGGAGUCACGUGUUCCCCCGUCUGUAAUUGACCUGUUCAAAACGCCCAACAUGGCGGUCAAGACCAUCAACAUGAUGUACAAUUGGUUGGUCAAUAGUCUGAUCUACUACGGCCUGUCACAGAGCACUGGUGAUCUAGGCGUGGACGAGUACUGGGCGUUCUUCAUCUCGGGAGCCGUGGAGAUCCCGGCCCUGCUGUAUGCCACGGUCGGGGUCGAAUGGUUCGGACGCAAGUGGAACACUGCGGUGUUGGAGGUGAUAGGUGGUGUGGCAUGCUUGGCCACGAUCUUCAUCCCGCUCGGGAUCUGGCGCACUGUGGUGUCCAUGGCAGGCAAAUUUUGCAUCUCAGCUACAUACGGUAUCAUAUACCUCUACACAACCGAGCUGUUCCCCACGCCAGUCAGAUCUAUUGGCUUGGGCAUGAGUUCUCUCGCGGCUCGGAUUGGAGGCAUCCUUUCCCCUAUCAUUCUACUGUUAGGGGACUACUUGGAAAGUCUACCCCUGAUCGUGUUCGGCUCGAGCGCGGUUCUGGCGGGAUUGUUGGUGCUCCUUCUACCGGAGACGAAAGGACGAAAACUGCCUCAGACGCUGGAAGAGGGAGAGGAAAUAGGAAAAUGCCGAUGUAUGCGCAAAAAUGCCGACACAGUGGCCAUCACCGGACUCGAUGAAAUCGAGGCGGACAAAGAGGGCGCCCUAACUAACCCGGCCUUUGAUAACAAGCUGGAGGAUGAAGAGGAAAAGACAAUCCAGGCAGAAGACUAGAAGAAAGGAUGCGUCAUGUAAAUAAUUGUAUUUGAUCAGUAUUCUUGAAAGUCAAGAGUAUAUGUUCAUGUAGUUGUAGUGAGGUUUAGAAACUAAACCAAAUCCCCGUUAGAUCUUUACCCACUGCCCCGCUCCUUUGUUCCUUUCCCCGCAUCAAUCCUUUGUGCUUUUCCUUCCUCCUCCCUUGCACGAAUGUGUGUCCCCUACUUCUUUGUUUCUGUAUACGCCUGUCAUUUUCCUUUGACAAAGCUCCUGUCAAGAUCGAAACAUUAUCAUGGCAACAGUUACUUGCUUUCAUUUCCAAUUCAAAAUAUCCGCUAAAAGUUUCAGUAAGAAAUCAAUCCACUGGUCAGUCACGAGGAGUGUUUGGUUCUAUGUGUUCUAUUAUAUGUUUUAUUUGGGAUGCUUCACCCAUCCUUCUACUUGCACAAUAUAUCCAGUCUUUUUCUCGAGAUGCGGGAGGGCAAAAGACUUGAAGGAUAAGGAGAUUGGCCUACGUCUUUAUCGUGUGACCUGGUCGAACUAUAGGUACAAACCACCAGAACUCAGCAUUGAAUGCCCCCUGUGUAUCACUUCAUAUUAAGUCCCUGCCUAAGCUGUAGGUAGCAUUUAAUGACCAUUUGCGAGAAUCUAUGAUUUUUAAUUAUAUCUCCUAAAAACUUGAUAAUGAUAUAAAUGAAAUUCCACAUUAAAUUUCGUAAGCUUCCUAAGUACGAAGCACACAAAACUAAUGGUAGAUUUUUUUCAACCUAUGUAUAUUUGCUAUAAACAGCACCAUUAUUCAGUGCAGAUAUUCAUGUCGAACACAGCACGCUGUCUACUAGUACAUUGGGGAUACGGAUGACAAUUGGUCUGAAGUAAAUUUUGAAUGAAAAUUAUAACAUUUAUGUCGAUUGUAUGAUUGUAAUAUAAUGUACAUAUAUUUGGGAAUGGCUGAAUAAAAUCGAUUCGACAAGA
Patiria miniata (bat star) is the source of this 2841-nucleotide messenger RNA. RefSeq names its product solute carrier family 22 member 13-like. Bases 133 to 1884 code for a protein of 583 amino acids. NCBI's taxonomy places the organism in Eukaryota, Metazoa, Echinodermata, Asteroidea, Valvatida, Asterinidae. The record is from RefSeq and is a predicted model, not a curated record. Gene Ontology annotation, cellular component: membrane. The transcript is spliced from 10 exons. Gene Ontology annotation, molecular function: transmembrane transporter activity. Gene Ontology annotation, biological process: transmembrane transport.